UGGUCGAGGAGAGGCAGCGCGAGGUGCGUGACUUGCUCGAGAAGUUCGACCAGGUCCUCGACGAGCCCAAGGGAUUUCUGCCGCACCGGGAGUUCGACCACCGCAUACCUUUGGUCGAGGAGGGUCGAGCAGUGCACGUGCAUCCCUAUAGGUACGUGCACUUUCAGAAUUCAGAGAUCAAGCGGCAAGUGGGCGAGAUGCUCGAGUCCGGGCUCAUCCAGCAUAGCACGAGCCCGUUCUCAUCAUCGGUGCUGCUCGCAAAGAAGAAGGACGUCACGUGGCGGUUCUGCACGGACUACCGCGCUCUCAAUGCAGCUACCGUGAAGGAUCGCUUUCCUAUUCCGAGCGUCGACGACAUGCUGGACGAGUUGGGUGGCGCGCGCUACUUCUCCAAGAUCGACUUGCGCGCGGGCUACCAUCAGAUCAGGUUGGCCAAGGAGGACGUGCCCAACACGGCUUUUCGCAUGCACCACGGGCACUACGAAUAUCUCGUAAUGCCUUUUGGCUUGUGCAAUGCACUGUCGACCUUUCAGUUUGACAUGAACUCGAUUUUUAAAAGGUACCUACGUAAGUUUGUGUUAGUAUUCUUUGAUGACAUUUUUGUGUACUCGAAAACAUGGGCAGAUCAUCUCGAGCACUUGCGAGUUGUUUUGGAGAUUUUGGCAGCCAACUCAUUUUAUAUCAAGCCGUCCAAGUGCUCGUUUGCUCAAGAGGUGGUCGAGUACCUUGGGCACUUUAUUUCUCAUGAGGGUGUUAAGGUGGACCCAGGGAAGAUCGAGGUGAUGGUGGGGUGGCCGAAGCCCACGAGCUUGACGCAGUUGCGAGGGUUCCUUGGUCUCACGGGCUAUUAUCAAAAAUUCGUGAAGGACUAUGGGACCAUCGCUAAGCCACUUACGGAAAUGACAAAGAAAGGAGCAUUCAAGUGGACGGAGGCGAGCGAAAAGGCUUUCGAGGAACUGAAGGAGGCCAUGACGACCACACCCGUGCUCGCGAUGCUGAGGUUUGAUGUGUUGUUCGAGAUUCACUCGGAUGCAAGCGACAUUGGAAUCGGGGCGGUUCUAGUGCAGGAAGGUCGGCCCUUGGCCUAUCUCAGCAAGGCACUCGGGCCGGCGCGCUUGGGGCUGUCCACGUACGUGAAGGAGAUGCUGGCCAUGGUCGAGGCGGUACGCGUGUGGAGACCGUACUUGCUUGGGCGACGUUUUCGAUUUGUUACGGACCAGCAGCCGCUCAAGCACUUGCUCGAGCAAAGGAUCGUGACGCCCGAGCAGCAGAAGUUCGUAUCCAAGUUGAUAGGAUUCAACUUCGAGAUAGUAUAUCGGCCGGGUUGCCAGAACACCGUGGCCGACGCAUUGUCUCGCCGGGAAGACGUGGCCGAGCUCGACGCAGUAACGGGACCGAUGUGGGCCAUUUGU
Messenger RNA from Striga hermonthica, 1412 nucleotides. Lineage: Eukaryota; Viridiplantae; Streptophyta; Magnoliopsida; Lamiales; Orobanchaceae. The record is from the annotation of a GenBank genome assembly.